This is a messenger RNA of Orbicella faveolata, 1694 nucleotides long. RefSeq lists its product as uncharacterized. The record is from RefSeq and is a predicted model, not a curated record. Lineage: Eukaryota; Metazoa; Cnidaria; Anthozoa; Scleractinia; Merulinidae.
CACUAUCAAGAAAGUUGUCUGUGGUCGUGUCUUAAACGCGGGGGGUCGCUAUAUAAGGAAUCCUUCCUAAGGUAGAUUUUUAUUAUUAGUUGACGAUUAACCAAGAAACAUGGCGGAGUGGAUUUUGAAUUAUCCCGCGCGGCGAGAGAACAAAUUGACAUAGCGUGAUAUAUUGUACUUUAUUAUUGGCCAAAAUAAAGAAUACAGAUAGAAAAACUGUUACUAUUGGUCCUUGAUGAAAGUAAUGAGUAACUAACUACGAAAGAGUGCGUGAAGACAUUGUGAAGUUAGCUUCGAUCGUUUGAUCAACGAACUGUGCCGAAAACUGCAGCGUUAAACCUUGUUUGAAUAUCUUCUUUGACUGAAAAUGAUUCGUGUCCAAGUAAGUAUAUUUUUAGCGUUUCGUUUUAUAAACCUUUCGGCCGCUUACGCCCUUAGAACUGAGCCAAGACAACCAGUAAACACGGUUGCACAAGCACACCCAACACCAGCAGAUCCUGCUGUGGUCAGAGCUGCACCACAUCAGGAGCAACCUAAUAGAAAUGUUGCGGAUGCAUGGGCCGACAGUGUACUAGGUGGUUUGGAAGACCAUCCACCUUGUCAACACUGUCUGAUGGGACCCUGUAUCACUGUCAGUGAGGUAACCAGGAUACAGGGAUCAUGUGCUCCAGAUAUUACGAACCAUUCAAAACGCCACAAAAAUUAUCGUAAGUUCUGGAAGAGUCUAAAGGACAGGGGUUUGUGGCAGCACGAACUUUAUCUUCAUAGGAAGACCUCAGCUGGCCUGAGCGAAGUUGAACUUCAGGAACUUAUGCCCCAAUGUGUCCUUGAUGACACAAGGAAGCGCUAUCCCAGCCCACCGGGUGUGCCAUACAUGGGGCACAAAAGGGCGUAAAGCGAGGGCCAAAAUAAAACGUAUAAGUGGAAUAGAGAGGGUUGGGGAGGGAGGGAGACCUUUUCCAAGCAACUGUGUUUUGUCAUGGAAAAUCAGCAUUAUUUGUGAUGUUACAUUUAUCCCUGGCAUAGGGUGUGGAGCUGGGGGGGAGAGGGAUGUUGUAGCCACCCUUCUCCCCACAUUAAGGUGCCAAAAAUAUUGAUACUGCAGCAUAAAAAUGGUCUGAAAAAAUAUUUUGUUUUGUGAUCUUUUUAAAAAUAUUUUCAUCAACUAUAAGAACCAUUUGCAAAGCUCUCAACAAAACUCAUCACCAAAACUCUUCUAGAAGAGAUCCACAGUGUAAGAUCCACAGUGCAUUUGACAAUUAUCUGUGGCAUCACUGACUUCAAAGUGCACAUUUUCUGCCCUAAGAAGACCAAAAACCUACCUUAGAAGCACCAUGAAGCAGGAUUGGCUAAACAAAUGCCUCCUGCAUUGUUGUAAGUCUAUUAGGGACACAUGGAACACCAUAGACAUUAACAAUGAGGGCCCCCCCCCCAUGUUUCAAAAUGCUCUGCUGCCCCAGCCUUGUAUUAUUGCUAUAUGUCUAGUGACACUGUGGAGCUUUGAAUGGUUUAUAGACCUGUACUAAACAGACUUGUACAGAAAGAUAUAUUCAAGCUGUGUGGUGCUGGGUCUAUCUGUUAAUUAACUUUAAAAUGUGACUUAUUGACAUUGUUUUGGGAAGCAGAUAAAUGCAAUCCAGGUUAGAUGAAAAUUGUUAUACAGUACUGUAAAGCAAAGUUCAUUUGCCGUAUCC